Molecule: messenger RNA, 5805 nt
Organism: Salvelinus fontinalis (brook trout)
Lineage: Eukaryota; Metazoa; Chordata; Actinopteri; Salmoniformes; Salmonidae
Product: grainyhead-like protein 1 homolog
Exons: 14
Coding region: 1655-3607 (650 amino acids)
Biological process (GO): regulation of transcription by RNA polymerase II
Cellular component (GO): nucleus
Molecular function (GO): DNA-binding transcription activator activity, RNA polymerase II-specific; RNA polymerase II cis-regulatory region sequence-specific DNA binding
Source: RefSeq, a predicted model, not a curated record
GCCCCAAUUCGACCCGGGAAACAUUUUGUGAAUGAAACAAUUAGAUAUUGGAUUACUAAUAAUACGUUUGCCUUGAUCAUUCCGAAUAAAAUAAUUUGCUGUAGCAACUAUAGCUUGGAAACCAUCCGUACAUUCUAUUUGUGCCACUCUGGAGACGCUUUUGUGUGAAUUGAGGACAGAAAAUGUAUAUGUCUCUUAUCUCACACUAGCCUCUAUAGCAUUUGGUUUGUUAAUUUAAGGGAGUAUAUUUAAGGAAUUGAACAAAUAAGGCGUGUCUUUUUGUCUAAGAUGUCAUCAUUGUUUGCACUUUAAAUAUUGUGCUAAAAAUUAAACCUCAAAGGUUCUGUUUGUGACUGUAAAAUAAUUCAGUUAAAAAUAAAGGCAAACUAUUUGUUAAAACAAUAUUUGUGUGAUCAUCAUACACAUGUAUAUAACAUAGAAUUACACCAUGCAUGUUAGCCUACAUUCAAAUCACUGAAAUACUACAAUCUAAUUGUUCAAUAAUGUAGGGCUUGUGGGCUAUGUAACCCUCUCACAUUCUAUGCAAUACAUCUUGGUAAAAAUUACUUAUAGGCUUACUGUAAGUACCAAAAUUGUAGAAAGUGUAAUAAUGGACCCUUUCUCUAAUACGUAGAAUCACCCAUCCUGUAUGCUCACUCCUAUGUUCUCAAGGUAGAUACACUUUUGUUCCUUGUACCUAAUCGACCAUGACUGACUGACUGACUGACUGACUGACUGUCUGAUACAGUACAGAGAGGAUGACUGAUUCUCUUUGGCAUUGAGUCCGUUAAGGGCCUAUGAUUAUGAUGAUGACGAUGAUUGUUCCAAACAGGUUCUUUAAAAAUAAAACAACAACCCAGUCAUAUAAACUCUGGAAUGUUGUACUAGAUCCCUCCCUGGAGACAACAGACAGGUAACCAAUAGGAAACACUUAACUGAAGACAGGUAACCAAUAGGAAACACUUAACUGAAGACAGAGACAGGUAACCAAUAGGAAACACUUAACAACAUACAGGUAACCAAUAGGAAACACUUAACUGAAGACAGGUAACCAAUAGGAAACACUUAACUGAAGACAGAGACAGGUAACCAAUAGGAAACACUUAACAGUCGACAGGUAACCAAUAUGAAACACUUCACAGCAGACAGGUAACCAAUAGGAAACGCUUUACAGCAGACAGAUAAUCAAUAGGAAACACUUAACAGCAGACAGGUAACCAAUAGGAAACACUUAACAGCAGAAAGGUAACCAAUAGGAAACACUUAACAGUAGACAGGUAACCAAUAGGAAACACUUAACAGCAGACAGGUAGAGCAGUAGAGCAUCUUUUCUCUCACAGGUUGCUGAGAUUUGUCUCACAAUCGACUUUCUUGUACAACAGGUCUGGAAGAUAAAGAGUGACGUUGUUGAUAUCUCCAACCUGUUCGUCGGUUGUGAACAAUGCAGUGAUUGUUGCUCUGACUGUCUGUUGAAUUACGUGCUGUCAGUCUGGCCUAUCCAUCUGAUGUGAGUGACUCCCUGUCUGAAUCUGAAGUGAACCAGUUAGAGAAAAAGGACCAUAUUAACUAAAUAUUUAUAACUCAGUCCGUCUUUUGUGUGUAGCUAAUAAUUAUGCAGCUCCUGGUUUUGACAUACACUUUAUCUAGCUAGCACAUGUUACUUUCCUUCAAUAAAUUUGUCACUGCACUCCUGCUAACAUGUUUCUGCUUCUCUCUCUCUCUCUCUCUCUCUCUCUCUUUUUCCUCCGUUCUCCGUCUCUUCUCCCUUCUCUUUCUCCCCCUCCCCAGUAAGAGGCCAGUCCUGUUGUUGCAGAAUGAGCCCAGCUACGGUCAGCGUCGGCCCUACACCAACGAAGACGAGGCGUGGAAGUCGUUCCUGGAGAACCCCCUGACGGCCGCCACCAAGGCAAUGAUGAGCAUCAACGGGGACGAGGACAGCGCCGCCGCCCUGGGCGUGCUCUACGACUACUACAAGGUGCCCAGAGAGAAGAGAACAAUAUCCCAGACCAAGACAGAGUCAAUGGGCUCUGAUGUGGAUCCCAACAAAAGGUCCAUGCACUUGAUGGCCCCCCUGCAGGAAGCUUCCGUGGCGUCAGUGGAGAGCAGGAUCCAGUUCCUGAAGGGCCCCAUCAACAUCCUGCUGCCCAACCAGCUAACUGGCCAGGACAACAAGAGAGGGGUCCUUUUCCCCUCCCCGGACACCACUGUCACCGUCUCCAUCGCCGCCGCCCCCAACUAUCCCAACGUCAAGAUGGAGGUGCCCUCCCACAACUUCCACUGUGCCGAGUCCGACAGCCACACGGCAGAGUUCGCCAGGCAGCUUACACACAGCCAGUUCAGCCCUAGCACCCAGCCCCGUACCCCCGACUCCACCUUCCCAGAGACCUACAAGGAUGGUUCCCAAGAGGUGUUUUCCUUCCCAGGGGAUCUCCAGUUACGCAUGGCCUCCAUCUCGGCAGAGGAAUACAGCGUGUUUGACACCGUGCCUGGGAAUAAUUUUGAGUACACCCUGGAUGCUUCCAAGUCGCUGCGUCAGAAGACAGGUGACGGUACCAUGACGUACCUGAACAAGGGCCAGUUCUACCCCAUCAGCCUCAGGGAGACAGACAACAGCAAGCUGCAGCACCCCAUCAGCAAAGUCAGGAGUGUGGUGAUGGUGGUGUUCGGGGAGGAGAAGUGCAGAGACGACCAGCUGAAGCACUGGAAGUACUGGCACUCCAGACAGCACACAGCCAAACAGAGGUGUCUUGAUAUUGCUGACUACAAAGAGAGCUUCAACACAAUCAGCAACAUUGAGGAGAUCUCCUACAACGCCAUCUCCUUCACCUGGGACAUCAAUGAGGAGGCUAAGAUCUUCAUCUCGGUCAACUGUCUGAGCACAGACUUCUCUUCCCAGAAGGGUGUGAAAGGCCUGCCCCUGAACCUGCAGAUAGACACCUACAGCUACAACAACCGCAGCAACAAGCCCAUCCACCGGGCCUUCUGCCAGAUCAAGGUGUUCUGUGACAAGGGAGCUGAGAGGAAGAUCAGAGACGAGGAGAAGAAGCAGUCCCGUAGGAAGGGCAAGAGCACCGACCUCAACACCAGUCUGGGAUCAUAUGUGGACGUUAAAGUCCCUUUCCUUCAGAAGCGUAAUGAUGUCACAACCUUUAAGAUGAUGACUGACUUUGAGACCCAGCCGGUUCUCUUUAUACCUGAUAUCCACUUCUCCAUCUUCCAGCGCCAUCCCUUCUCACAAGAAGAUGGAGAGGAAAGUUCGGGCAUGAAGAGAUCGCUCUACGCUGAGGAUGAGUUUGGUUCACCUUCCAAUAAGCUGUCCAGAAUGGACAAGCCCAAGAAAGUUCUGCUGUACGUGCGUAGGGAGACAGAGGAGGUGUUUGAUGCGGUCAUGCUGAAGAACCCAACAAUGAACGGGCUGGUGGAAGCAAUAUCCGAGAAAUACAACGUGCCGCUCCAGAAAGUAGGGAAAGUCUACAAGAAAUGCAAGAAAGGGAUUCUAGUCAACAUGGAUGACAACAUCAUCAAACACUAUUCCAACGAAGACACCUUCCAGAUCUCUAUGGAGGAGCUAGGGGGCAUUUAUAAACUCACCCUGACUGAAAUCUGAUUGGCCCAAAGGGAGGGGUGGGGAGUGAUUGACACUAUCACUGCUCAGUCCGCAAAGAGUGUGGCGAUAGGGCAGCUUGUAAAGUUGUUGUAAAUGUAAAGACUCUUAGUUUACAGAUACACAUGGCAUUGGCCCAGGCACCAAAAAUGGACAGAAUGUCUCAGACAUUAGCCAUAUCUACAGUCCACUAGCCUGGUCCCAGAUCUGUUGUUAGGCUUGCCAAUGAUCAGCAUAGACAGAUCUGGGACCAGGUUUAAACUGUCCACCUGUCUAAGAGUCCGUGUUCUUCUUUAUUUGUGACGUCACUAAUACAAGUUACAAAGCCACUACUCUUAUGCCAUGAUGACAUUGUGUUGAUGGCUUGAUGUAGACUUUUCAUACAUUUUUGAUACUUUUGUAUUUAAGAAUUGAGUCUGACAAGAAGCCCUCUUAGCUAUGUCUUAUAGGUAUGCUGAGGCCAUUUGAGAAUCUUUGUUUAUUUGUGUGGCGUGUCUCUCAGUAUCUUUGUGUUGUACAUGGUAUAAGUGAAAGCAUCAGUCUAAUAGUGCAUUGCUUUUGGCAUUAGCGUCAUAGUGAUCUGGAGAUGUAUGCAAUCGUUUAGCCUGGUCCUCGAUCUGUUUGGUGUGUCUUGCCAAUUCAUGUGGGGAUUGUCAAGCCAAACAAAACAAGACAGUGAAAACACAACUGGGACCAGGCUAGCUAUCCUUAUGCCUCAGGCUGCAUUCUAUCUGCCCCCUUGGAAAGGGUUGUCACUAGUUACCACAGCUACAAAGUCAACAAUUGUCCAGAUUGUAAAAUGAAUGAAAACUAAAAUGCAGCUUUUUGGUCUUAAUUUAAGGUUAGGGUUAGGAAUAAGGUUAGCAGUGUGGUUAAGGUUAGGGUUAAGGCUCGUGUAAGGUUUAAAAUCAGAUUUUAAAGAAGAACAUUUUUAGAAAUAGCCGAGGUUUAGCCAUGACUAUGACUAUGUGGCUGUGGUAACUAGUGACGAACCUCGGAAAGCCAUAGUACUGAAGACAGAUCUUAAUCUAUUAAACUAGGAUAUCUAGUAGGAUAUCUAUUAGGAUAUCUAUUAGGAUAUCUAUUAGGAUAUCUAUUAGGAGAUCUAGUAGGAUAUUUCGCACACAAGGUGAGUGCAAACGCGUAUUGUAAAUAGAGAGGAUGGAUUGGCCUGGUUGGCUUACUCACUGUAUUGAUACUAAACAUCCUGGCAGUAUUUAGUAUGUAUGUAAUGUACACGCUACCACAGUCUGGCAGUUAGUAUGAUAUAAUCUGUGUUUGUUGCUACUGUAUGUGUGUUUUGAGAAUGAGCAUGUAAUGUAUGUGUGUGUCAUAUGGAUUCUGAAUAUGAUGGAGAGCAGACAUUUUCCCUCAUACUGCUUUAGCAUAUGGCCUCUUCAUAAGUAUUACAUGUCAAAAAAUGAUAAUAAGAUAAAAAUGUAUCAACCCUUCUGUCACUCAGCUAUGGUGUGAAUAGGAUUCAGACCACAGGAGGCUGCUGAGGGGAGGUCGGCUCAUAAUAAUGGCCAGAACAGAGCAAAUGGAAUGGCAUCGAACAACUGGAAACCACGUUUAAUGUAUUUGAUGCCCUUCCACUGAUUCCACUCCAGUCAAUACCACGAGCCUGUUCUCCCCAGUAAAGGUGCCACCAACCUCCUGUGAUUGACUAUUAGUCUAUUAGUACAAAGGAAGUGCAAUAAGUCAGUGAUUGAAGCUCAAACACAUUCAGAUGGACAGAUUUUCCCUUUAUUUUCAUACACAUAUCAGACACAGUAAUAGUGUGAUAACAUGACAUUUGUGUCCAUUUGAAAAUGUGGGGGACAUUUCUUUCCUUGUGUACCUUCGCAGCUCCUAUUUGCACCAGAGUAACAAAGUGAUGCUCCAGUGCUUAUGAAUAAUUUCAGCCAGUAGUUUUAAAAGUAGUGCUCACGAGCCAAAACCUGUUCCCGGAUAUUGUCGACUAUGUUAUCCAUUUCGUAUGAUAAGUUACGUCCUGCAACAACAAAAAAAUGCCUUAAAAUGUUUUAUUCGUAUGAUAUGUUAAGUGCUUAAUAUCCCGGACUGCAUCUUUAAUGUCUAUAUAUUUAUUAUGAGAAUGGGAAAUAGGGUAUUUUUUUACCAUAUACACUGAACAAAAAUAUAAAUGCAACAAUUAAAAUGUUGGUUUUCAUGAGCUGAAAUAAAAGAUCCCAGAUAUUUUC